UAACAAGAAGAAAAUUGAGGGAUGAUGGGAACACUUUCACACCAAAAUGUUUCAAACUCUAAAAGAACAUUUCUUGCCAACUAUUACAUUUGAGAUAAAGAGUUCCUGAUUACUGAUGUGUUGUCAUGUAAGAGCAUCAUUUUUGAGCAUUGAGCACAACUUCAGAAAGUUCAGUUUGACCGAAGAGCUGUGAAAUGGCUGAGCAUACCAUAACAGAUCCAUCACUAUGUUUAACUGCUUCCUGUCUUUCGGUAUAGGCCAACCUGAACAGAUAUUUUGUGCUUUUUUAUCAUUUGAUUUCCUCUCAUCACUUGAAUUUAAUUUUCAUGCCCUUUGAAUAUAAUGUAAUAGUUAUAAAAUGUUUUAGAAAUAUAUUAAAGAUUUAUUGUUUACAUUUUCUCAACCUUUAAUCUCUUAAACGUUGUCAGUGACGUGGUGAGUUUUAAAGUAAGACGAAAAAUGAUUUAAUCGUAAACUCUUUGACAUCUACCCGUGAAUCUUUAAACUAUUACAAACAUGGUCGUUUUUAAGGUUGCUACAAAUAAUACCCACGGAGAAGGUUACGUAAAAACGCCCCGCGUGUGUGUGAUGGAUUGCAGCGUGAGCGUGAACAAAAGGUGCGCAAAACGAGCAACUCCACAAUACCACCUUAAAUCAGUCGGCGCGGAGCGCUGACGGAGGAGUCUCUUCGCAAAUAGUCCACCUUAAGCGCACAAAGUGGUUAAACGCAGGCGUACAGCGAGGCUUCCGCUUCAUUCCCAGCCGGGCUCUGAGCGGAUCGCAGCCCUUCAGCGUCACUUCGGAGACGAGAGAGGCGCACGGCCAAAGCCAACUGAACCAGUACCGCAACAUGUCGGAGCCAAAAUACCGCGAAUGGAUCCUGGAAACCAUCGACUCACUGCGCUCGAGAAAAGCCCGACCCGACCUGGAGAGGAUCUGCAGAAUGGUCCGACGGAGACACGGGUCAGACCCGGACCAAACCAGGGCUGAACUAGAAAAACUGAUCCAGGAGCAAACUGUGCUCAAAGUUAGCUACAAGGGCUCGAUUUCGUACCGCAACGCCGCGAAAGUGCAAAGGAAAUGCCGAAAGAGGACGGAGCAAGCCGACAGCAGCAGCGGCAGCGGCGAGUCGGUGGCUGAACAAACCAAACACGCCAGUUUUAAUAACAACGGCGACAGCGCGCACAGUCUCACGGACCAGGAGGACUGCGAGGAAAAGGAGCCCGAGAGCCCCGAGCCCGUCCCCCAAAUCUCCGUCUCCACUUUUGGAAAGGAAGAAAAGAUUUUGCCAGUGACUAGCGGAAACAGUUUUGUUAGUUGUGGCGCAACGGUAUGCUCAGUGGGGAGCGUCAAAGCAAGUGCACCGAAAGACAAGAGAUUAAUCGCUCAGGCGGGGGGGGACGGCUCCUCUCCCCACCGCGAUGACGGGGCGGCUGUUUGCGAUGCUUCAAGUGCGAGCACACGGGCCGAAGGAGAAAAUGCGCUCGGCGUUGGCCACGAGGAGGAGGGAAGACAUGAAAAAGAACCGAAAACUUGCUCGAGCGCCAGUUCGGCCGUCAGAAGCAGCCCGUCUCUGAGGAACAAGCCCUCCGCGCCCCCGAAACCCAAACUCAAGGUGGGAGCAAAGGCGAGCUGGACGCGCUGCGCGGAGGAGAAGAGUGCUGAUCUGGGCGAUAGACUCGUCGACGCGGUCCGAAGUCUGUCCGAGAGACACCGGGGCUCCGCCGCAACACGGGGCCACGCGCCACUGGGACUGAAGGAGAUACUCGGAUACUUCAGCACGCAGACCGGGGUGCCCGGCGAGAAGCUGACCCGCAACCGCGUCAAAGUGGUGCUGGAGCGAGAGAUCGAGCGGGGUCGUCUCCGCAGAACGCGCCUCGGCCACAUCACUCUUCUCGCGAGGGGGAUGGGGGCGGCCAAGCCGUCCGCGCGACUCCUGAAAAGCGCACUGCAGGACAGACAUCUCGCAAAACAGGAAGAGUUGAAGGAUGAAGAACCAAUGGAGACCGAGGGUGAAGAGGAUGGAAAAGCGGGAAGUUUAGAAAGCAAAGAUGAGGACAUCACCGACGGGGGUCCGACAGGUGUUAAGCCAAUCUCACCUGACAGGGAGGUUGUGACCGAUAAUGCCACCGUCUCAACAAUGUCAUCUGAGGGGAAAUCCCAGCCAUCUUCAUUUGUUGAGUCGUCGAACCAGUGCUCCCAACAGGAAGUAGACGUGGGUGGAACUGAAGAGCAUACAGUUUCGGCUGAGCAUGAGGAUGCUUGUAUUGAGAGCAGUACAGCUUCACCUGAUCAACUACAUCCUAACACAGAGGAUCAGGUAAUUGUGAUGUCAGAGAGUGUAACGGCUCCAUCAUCAAUACCUAUAAGAAACUGUUCAGGAAUUAAGCUGGAAGUGGGAGUUUCAUCAUGUCUGCUGACUCCUUCUGCCUCCCCAGGAGCAGCUGAAGAACGAGGGAUGAAUGAAGGAAUAGGCGGCUUUGUGAAGCUAGAGACAAGUGGCGUGAAUCCGAUUGAUUGGACGGUAGCAGAUGUGGCCAGCUACUUCCAUGCAGCUGGAUUCCCCGAGCAAGCCCUUGCCUUCAGGACACAGGAAAUUGAUGGAAAAUCCCUUCUCCUCAUGCAGAGGAACGAUGUGCUAACAGGCCUGUCGAUCAGGCUCGGUCCUGCCCUAAAGAUCUAUGAACGUCAUGUCAAAGUUCUUCAGAGGAACCACUUCCAGGACGACGAAGCUUUCUGCUGAUACACACACACAUCAGCUAUUGACAAAUGAAUGAAAUUAUUCAAACAAUAUUUACUCAGAUUCCAGACGUGUAUAUAGUGAUGCGAUGCGGAUUUUUCUCCACCUGAAUAGUAAAAACAUUCCGAAAUUUGUGUUCCUCUCACACAGUCACAUGCACACAUUUUUAUAAUAUGUACACCUGAAACUGUGGACAUAGUAUGAGACAUUUUUUUUGAAUGAUUCCCGGUUUUGUGCUGCUUUGAUAUGCUGCUCGGGACACUGAAGUUAAUUUCAUCAACUGGAUUUUAUCUUAGUUCGGGUAGAGGACAGUACUGUCUGUUUUAAAUAUUUCAACAAAAUCAAAAUUCUGGACAUUUAUUGUUUUGUUUCAUUUCCUCCAAUGAUGAACAAGCUGGACGUCGGGUUACAUUUGGGGAGGACAAUGGUGACUGGAUUAUUAUUCCCUAGCUUCAUUGUGAACUUUCUGAACCAGCUGAGGGACAACCUGUUACUCCAAUCUUUCCUGUACCUCAGAUGCGGACCGGAUAAUUUCCACUUCAGAUUCGAGAAGAACUUGAUUUAUAAACAUUCAAUGCAUCCAGUGUUUUUUUUGUCUUCCACAGUUUGCAAACAAAUCAACGAAGACUGUACAUCAAUGCAGAUCUUUUGCACACAGUGGUCCUGUCUCACAGAGGACAUCCCUUUAAAGUCCGCAGGUCACCUUUAAUCUCGGAUUUGCCAUCCGUAUCAUUCUGGAAUGCCACAAUUGAUGGCUGUGUUACAUUUGUAAAUAUUCAUUUUUGAGGUGAAGUCCCAAGUUGAAGAAAUGAUCGAAUUCCUUCACCAGCAGAAUGUAUCCGAAUGUCUACAGGCGACCCUAAAGCUUUGCAGCUUUGAAACGUUAAAACUGAUCAAAAACAUCAAACUAUCGCUUUUGUUGUAUUGUUGGACCUGAGGACAGAGCUUGUAUAAAACAAUUAAGUAAGUAUGGACGUUUCCAUUUCAAACAUGAUGCGAAAUUCUUUAGUGGGAGAUGUGGAUGCGUACAAACUUCUUUCAAACAGAAGACAUUGAAUUGUAAACUUUAGCUCCAUUGUCCUGUAUCUUAAAAAAUUAAGUUGGAUGGAUCGAUCGGACUGAUAAAAGAGACUGUUACUAUUUACCGAGUGAUUUUGUUAUAGUUCUGUUUAAAUCGUGAAGGAUCUCUGGAUGGGUUUAUAUUGCACUGUGAAACGGGUCAAUCGGAUAUUGAAUUAUAGAAACAUUUGGUUUUGCUGACAAUUGUACCAACUUGAAAUCCUAUUUGUCUACAACUAUUUAUUUUUGGUUUGUUUUUUUAUUGUGUGUUCUUUUUGUAUUGUAUUUCCUUGACUCGAAUGUGCAAAGGUACUUUGAUUUACAUAAUUAUGUAGACUUUACACAAUGUAAUUCUAAGUCCUAAGUCAAACAUUCUCAACACAUUUCACGCUGAACUCAAAAACCUUCUGUAAAAUGUCACCAAAACAGUGUUUAUUGUAGAAAUGUCUUACAAGUCUCUCGUUUUCAUGUUUACCCCAGUUAAAAGGCAAACUUAAAAAUAUUCCCAAUAUACCCUAGUUGUGGUUUUAUUCCGAGUUAAGCAUGACCGUGAGAAAAAAGUGGAUAAACAUAGAGAACUGACUUAAAACUCACCCACCCUUUGAGAUAAUAGCCAAAACGCAGAACACAAAAGAAGUUACAUUGGAGAAGGUUAUUUACUGGCCCCCAUUUCCUUGCGUUUGUUUUGUGUCCACACAAUAGAAGUGCAUGGGGGCCAGUUACCGACUUUCUACAUAAUAACUUCUUUUGUGUUCUGCAGAAGAAAGGAAGUAACAGCGGUUUGAAAUGACAAGAGGGUGAGUAAAUGAUGACAGAACUUUCAUUUUUAGGUGAACUAUACCUGCACAAUAAGCCUUACUUAAAAGGAGAGGAUAACCCCCUGGUCUACCAACAGAGGGCAGCAUAGACACCAAAACAUUGAGUCUGGGAUCCAUUUGUUAAUGCCAUUGAGCUGAUAUAAUUACAAGUCAACAUUAGUUCAGAAUCCGUUGUGAGGUUCAAAAUCACAAAAAAACUUAAUAAUGCAUUAAUAAUGUGCAAGUUAUUAAACAAUCCGAUUUUUC
Triplophysa dalaica is the source of this 4863-nucleotide messenger RNA. It is a transcript of the gene samd1b, whose product is annotated as sterile alpha motif domain containing 1b. NCBI's taxonomy places the organism in Eukaryota, Metazoa, Chordata, Actinopteri, Cypriniformes, Nemacheilidae. The coding region runs from base 851 to 2743 and encodes 630 amino acids. The transcript has 7 exons. The record is from RefSeq and is a predicted model, not a curated record. Gene Ontology annotation, molecular function: DNA binding; protein binding.